This is a messenger RNA of Coccomyxa subellipsoidea C-169, 1378 nucleotides long. RefSeq names its product F1F0 ATP synthase gamma subunit. Gene Ontology annotation, biological process: proton motive force-driven ATP synthesis. Lineage: Eukaryota; Viridiplantae; Chlorophyta; Trebouxiophyceae; Coccomyxaceae. The record is from RefSeq and is a predicted model, not a curated record. Bases 56 to 1033 code for a protein of 325 amino acids. The transcript has 8 exons. Gene Ontology annotation, molecular function: proton-transporting ATP synthase activity, rotational mechanism.
GAAAAGGAAAGCUGACACGAAGGCGUGAGGCCCUCAGAAGGGAUCACACGACACCAUGGCCCUCCGAAGGGCGGGUGCCCUGGGUGGCAGGAUCCACCGAACUAUCCAACAGCAGGGACAAAUCGCUGAGGGGCUUGUGGGAGACCUGACAAAGCAGUCUUCUUUGCUGGAUGGGGCUGGGACUCUGGGAGGUGUCCGCCAUGCUUCUCAGCUUGCAGUGAAGCAGCGGAUGCGAUCAGUGCAGAACAUUGCCAAGAUCACCAGUGCCAUGAAGAUGGUUGCAGCCUCCAAGAUGCGGGUUGCACAAAUCAACACAGAAAAGUCGCGCGGCUUGCUGACACCUUUCCUGAAGCUGCUGGGUGAUCUGCCAGCUGUGGAGGUGGAGACCAACGUAGCAGUCCCAGUGACGACAGACAAGGGCCUGUGUGGAGGCAUCAACAGUACAGUGUCCAAGUAUGCACGCGGGACGCUGAAGGCCUUCGCAGAAGAGGGCCAGAACAGUGAGCUGGUGGUGAUUGGGGAGAAGGGCAAGGCACAGCUGCAGCGUGACCAGGCCUCUCACAUCAAUCAGACCAUCGCAGAUGUUGGCAAAGUCCGCGUCACCUUCUCUCAGGUGUCGGCCAUCGCAGAGGAGCUGAUGAAGACAGAGUACGAUGCAGUGCGCAUCAUCUUCAACCGCUUCUCCUCGGCCAUCUCCUUCAAGCCCACCGUGGCGACCGUGCUCAGCCCUGACGCACUUGAGAAGGAGGUGGAGGCCGGUGGAAAGCUGGACGUGUACGAGAUGGAGGGCCCUGACAGGGGCGAGCUCCUGCAGGACCUGGCUGAGUUCCAGCUGGCAGCGACGCUCAACAAUGCUCUCUUGGAAAACAACUGCAGCGAGCAGGCAUCCAGGAUGAGCGCCAUGGAGAGUUCCACCAAGAAUGCCAAGGAGAUGCUGGACAAGCUCACCCUCUCUUACAACAGGACGCGCCAGGCCGCUAUCACCACAGAGCUUACCGAGAUUAUUUCUGGAGCAGCUGCCCUGGAGUCUUGAUCCCCCUUCCCCUGAAAUUGUCUAGAAUGUUUGCUGAAGCAUUCGUGGCAGCUGAGAACAGCACCAGAGGGACUUGACUCUAGUGGGAAACUUGUGUCACUGCCAGGAGCAUGUUUACUUUUGGACAAGCUUGAGAGCAGACACCAUUCAUGUUGUAAUCAUGUUACAAAUCUCUUGCAAGCCUUUUGCUACUCAGGACGAUCUGUCAGGCACCUUUCUCAAGAGACUCAAUCUUGACACCUGGUGGAAAAAUCAAUAUAACUGCUUGGAGAUGUCUGACAAGACUGUGUUCACUGCGAAAAGGCUGACCGCUGUGCCAGCAACGAUGGCAAUCACGACGAAAGU